AUGGAAAUUCAAAGAAGCAAGCAAGAUAUUUAGGGUUAAUCUCAAACUUAGGUUAUCUGCAGAUACAACGCCUAUCUAGACACGAUUAGAGAUGUAGUUAGCAGAUGUAACUAAAGACUUAUCAAACACGAGGUUUUCAACGGCAAAGUUAAAAAAGCUGAGAUUCAGUACACUAAGCAUCAAAAUAAGGAAUAUUAUAUAGCCAUAACUGAAUAAUUCAAGGAACUAAAAUCUAAGCAAAAGAAUGUUGUUAACGUUCAAUCAACUAUACAAAAGAAGCUAGGAAAGUCUAUAAACUUAUUGGCAACUGACUAUCAAAUUUGCAAAUAGUAUAAAAACUUUGUCUUUGAUGAGCCCUUGCUAAGUAGUAGUAUGAUUGAAUCUGUCUCAACUGCCUAAUCUUUAAAAUAACAUUAGAGAAUUUUCAAUGGCUAAUAAAAUAGUGUAAAGAAAGUAAAAAAAUUCAUAACUGAAAAACCAAGAGUUACUGGAUCUAUAAUAUCUUAGCUUGAGGAAAGAGCACGAGAAGGAGAUAGGAAUUCAGCAAAACUGGAGGACAUAGAUUCAAUUACAGGGGUAGAUGAUAAAUCCACCUUAGCUUUAUCUCAAGCAAAUAAUCACAAUAAUAUCAAGAGAUCUGUUUACAUGCUUCACAACAACCAUCAUCAAAGAUAGUACAAUCAAAUUUAGCUGACAACAUAUUCUUAGACUGAAAGUUUAUCACCAAUUAAAGAGGGGUUCUGCUAGGUCAAACUUCCAUUAAUAAAACGAAUAGAUAUUUACUCUAGGGAAGAAAAGCCAAUAAAGAAGGAAGUAAAUUAGAUCAUGCAGAAUUGUAAAAAUCGAAUGCGCAGAAUUUCGUAGGAUCUAUAAUCUGAUAACACACAAAUGAUCAUACUUGCAGACAGAUACGGAGACAAAUAAGAUAACAGGGAGUCUCAAAUGAAAAUAAGUGAUCAAGAAGAGUAUUCAGAUUAGGAUAUAAUGUUUUCGAAUCCUUAGACAAAUACAAAGGUCUCACUAAUUGAUUAGGGUUUUUCAACUGAUGAUCUAAAUAUAGAAAUCAACUCGAAAGGCUAUGACGCUGUCAAUAAUUUCUCACCAACUUUCAACAAUCAGCCAUUGUUCUCAAAAGACUAUGAUAUUCUUGCCAGGUCAUAUUAACAUAAUCAAGCACCUUUAAUUAACAAUCGCAAUAUAUUUGUUCCUGCAACUGAUAAAAUCAAGAAAGCAAAGCCAAAUAAAUCUGACAAUAAAAAUGGCUUAGGAAAGAAUGAAAGAUAAUCGAUAUUAAAUAAAGUAAAUCUAGAAGGCCCCCCACUAUUAUUUGGAUUGGAUUAAAAUAAGACUCAAAGAAGAAUAAUGAAUUUGGCAGAGGUACUUGGAUUCAAAGACUUCGUGCUGAAGAGAAGGAUGAAGGAUGGUUUAAAGUGCUAUGAAUUGGAUAAGCUGCAGCAAAUACUUCUUGAUUCGAAUCAACAGCACUUUGAUUUCCAAAGAUAUCAAUUGUCAACUAACAGUUCAAAGGAAAAUAACAUCCUCCGAUUAGACUCCGAAAGAAUUAAUGAAUUGCCUUAGAUUAAGUAAAGACUGCUUUCAAAUAGGCAAAUCAAUGAUAUCUAAUCAUUGAUUAGAAUGCCUGAAAUCUAACUUUAGAAAAUUACAGUUGAUACCAUUUAGUAGAAUGUUAUUAGUAACUAAAAAAUAAAAGAAUGA
Messenger RNA from Stylonychia lemnae, 1716 nucleotides. Lineage: Eukaryota; Ciliophora; Spirotrichea; Sporadotrichida; Oxytrichidae. The record is from the annotation of a GenBank genome assembly.